AUGCAAUCGCGUCGGUUUCUACGGCCUUUAUGGCACUCUUUACCGAUACGAGUGUCUCCUCCUUCUCCCUCGAUCUUCCCCUCUCUCCGCCUUAUCCAACGAACUCAACCAUUCUCCCAUACUCUCUUCCGCAAAAACAACUGGCCACGCCCUCCUCGCGAGACUCGCAACUAUAACCUUGAUCCUCACUACCGGCUCACCCAGGCCAAACCUCUCGUAACAUCCGAUCGUCUCAGGCGGUUCGCCCGUUCCCCGAGUCUACACACUGUUAUCGCCGUCUCCGUUGCGGGUGCGGUGGUAUUCUACUAUAUCAACGUUCAGACCGUACCAGUGUCAGGCCGCCGCCGCUUUAAUUGCUUUAGCGAGGAGUCGGUGGAGGCGGCGAGCGAAGCACAGGUCAAACGACUUAUAUGGGAGGUAGAACGUUCUGGCGGACGUUUCCUAAGCGACUGGGAUCCACGCAUGAUCAUGGUGAAGCGCGUCAUGAGAAAGUUGAUACCCGUAUCAGGCAUGGAAGAUUCUAAUUGGGAGAUCAGGGUGAUCGACGAUCCCCACACCGCGAAUGCAUUCGUCCUUCCUGGCGGGAAGGUCUUUGUCUUUAGCGGCUUGAUACCCAUUGCCGGAAACGACGAUGGCCUUGCGACGGUGCUAGGCCACGAGAUUGCUCACAAUCUAGCUGGGCACGUGGCCGAGCGCAUGUCAGGACAGAUUGGGAUAAACAUCCUUCUCUAUUCUCUUAUAUUUCUCACGGGUGGGAUAGCGAUUCUAGGUACACAGUUCAUUGGAAGCGCAGUCCUAGAUCUUCUAUUCUCGAGGCCCAUGGGCCGCAUGCAGGAGAGCGAAGCGGACUACAUCGGUCUAAUGAUGAUGGCGGAAGCUUGCUACGAUCCGCGCGAAGCCAUUGGUUUCUGGAAGCGUAUGGAAAGGGCACAACAGGGAGAACCGCCUGAAUGGCUGAGUACUCAUCCUUCCAACAACAACCGAAUACAAAAAAUAGGAGAAUGGUUGCCUACUGCUUUGGACAAGAUGCAGGCGAGCGAUUGUAGGGGAACUUCGGCGUUUGCAGAUUUAUUUAGGAGGGCUAUGGAACGGGGCGUACUCAUAGAGUAG
Messenger RNA from Daldinia childiae, 1110 nucleotides. RefSeq names its product Mitochondrial metalloendopeptidase OMA1. Gene Ontology annotation, molecular function: metalloendopeptidase activity. Gene Ontology annotation, biological process: protein quality control for misfolded or incompletely synthesized proteins; mitochondrial protein processing. NCBI's taxonomy places the organism in Eukaryota, Fungi, Ascomycota, Sordariomycetes, Xylariales, Hypoxylaceae. The transcript has 3 exons. Gene Ontology annotation, cellular component: mitochondrial inner membrane. Bases 1 to 1110 code for a protein of 369 amino acids. The record is from RefSeq and is a predicted model, not a curated record.